Messenger RNA from Dioszegia hungarica, 1434 nucleotides. RefSeq names its product phosphatase 2C-like domain-containing protein. The record is from RefSeq and is a predicted model, not a curated record. Lineage: Eukaryota; Fungi; Basidiomycota; Tremellomycetes; Tremellales; Bulleribasidiaceae. Bases 1 to 1434 code for a protein of 477 amino acids. The transcript has 6 exons. Gene Ontology annotation, biological process: protein dephosphorylation. Gene Ontology annotation, molecular function: cation binding; protein serine/threonine phosphatase activity.
AUGAGCGAACACUCGAGCCUGACCCGCUCGACCACCCCAGGCGGCGGCAGUCUUUCCAACAAGCACCCCGACCACCCCCGCCUGGCGGAUCUGGGAAUUGAUAACGGUAUGUCAACUCCUCUUCUGAUGCUCCUCAGAAGCAUCACCGCAGAAGGCAACACCACCACCCCACUAGCCAUGUCGGACGUUGAGACACCGUCGCCUUCAGUGGACACGAAGCGCCCGGCCGGGCUCAGCGAUGGUCCGAACGCAAGGAGCAAGGCCGUCACUACUGCAGAGGGGACAGAGACCUAUGGUAUGCUCAACCGUCAUCCCGCCGCUUCCAAAACCCCGAACUCCUCCUCCGACUCCUCGGACCCCUUCCAUUUCCGCGUCGGUGUCGCCGAGGACCGCAACAAGCGCUGUCGCCGAGCGAUGGAAGACGCUCACAGCUUCGUGUACGACUUUGCAGCCAUCAAGGGUCAGGGGUACUUUGCUGUUUUCGAUGGACACGCGGGGAAGCAUGCGGCCGAGUGGUGUGGGCAGAACUUUCACGAGUACUUGCUUGAUGCAAUCCUAGCAUCGCCUGACCAGCCCAUCCCAGAUCUCCUAAACCAAACUUUCCAAGUCGUCGACACUCGCAUCUCACGCCUCUCCCAAUCCGCCAAGUCCUCCUCUGGCUCCACCGCCGCCGUCGCUCUGCUCCGAUGCGAGCACGUUACCGACAGCGAGCCGAAAGGCUUCACCAACCCUGGUCUUUCCCCACGCGGCCUCAUGGAGUCCAAAGGCGAGGAAGAGCUCGAAGCGCAGCUGGACGCCGGGGCCGGCGGGGACCGCCGAAACAGCCAAGGCGCCGGCUCGAUGCAGCGCAAACACUCCGGUCGGCGACUCCGGAACUUUGUCCGUGGGCUCACCGGGACCGAGAAGCGUAAUUCGGAUGAGCUGGAGGCGGAGGAAUCGACCGAGGGGCGGGUGGAGGCGAUAGAGGCGAAGGCGGAUAAAGAGAAGGGGGGGAUGAGGCGUGUGCUGUAUACAGCGAAUGUGGGGGAUGCGCGGGCUGUGCUCUGUCGUGGUGGGAGGAGUGUCAGGUUGACGUACGAUCAUAAAGGGAGUGAUACGCAGGAGGCGAAGCGGAUCACCGAUGCGGGCGGGUUUGUGCUCAAUAAUCGGGUCAACGGCGUGCUGGCUGUUACCCGCUCGUUGGGCGAUACGUCGAUGAAGGAGUUUGUGGUCGGCUCGCCGUAUACCACCGAGACUGUCGUGGAUGAGAAUGACGAAUUCUUGAUUGUUGCCUGUGAUGGUCUCUGGGACGUUUGCGACGACCAGACGGCGGUCGACCUCAUCAGGAGCUGCCAAGACCCGCAAGAAGCUGCCAAACGCCUCCUCGAGCACGCCCUCGCCAGCUACUCGACGGAUAACCUCAGCGUCAUGGUCGUGCGAUUCUACCACAAAUAG